This is a messenger RNA of Nannospalax galili (Upper Galilee mountains blind mole rat), 756 nucleotides long. RefSeq names its product protein FAM156A/FAM156B-like. The transcript has a single exon. The record is from RefSeq and is a predicted model, not a curated record. Lineage: Eukaryota; Metazoa; Chordata; Mammalia; Rodentia; Spalacidae.
AUGGAUCCACUCCAGAAAUGGGACCCAGCAUUGACUUCCAGGUCUUCCCAGGUGACCUUUGUGGAGACCUCUCAGGAGGGCCCUGCAGCUUCUCAGCCUCCGUCCUUAGAACAGCUGAGGAUAGGCCUCAGAAGCCUGGGCCCCACUCCCCCUCCUGGUUCUAGCACCCCUACACCUUUGCCAGAGGGGCUGCUGCAGCAGCGGUACAGGGACGAGAGGACCCUGCAGGAGCAGCGCAGGGAAAGGCUGGGUUUCCCUCAGAAGAAAGCAUUCCUGGGACACCUGAGACGCAGGCACUGCGAUCACCUGGCACCUUACCCAGUGGAAAGGGGCACCAGAGCCUCUCCCUCCAGCGACAGAGCUCAGAAUCGGUUCUGAUAUGAAUGCAAAUACUGCCAGGAUUAUGGGCAAAAUAUUUCUAGGGAAAAGAAUGGGACCUCCAACACUUCCACCUUGGAAAUGCUGGUGCAGGGCUUCAGUGGCCUUACUCUCAGCCUGGAAGCCGAUGGACCCAGCCUCCUGCCAGAGGGAGCAAAGCAGCAGCAGCAGUGGCAGCAAGAGCCAGAGGAGAGGCCCCAGGUGCAGAGGCAGCAGGAAAUCCAUAGGAUGUUCCGCAGGCUGUGCUUAGAAGAAAACUGAGGCGCUUGCCCUCAGGGGACCCGGAGACAUGAAGGGAUUCAGACAGUGCUUUGUUGCCAGCUCCUGAGUUUAAGAUCCUUUGGGGGACCAAAUACUCAUCUGUCAUUGCAGGAGUCC